Molecule: messenger RNA, 2371 nt
Organism: Neolamprologus brichardi
Lineage: Eukaryota; Metazoa; Chordata; Actinopteri; Cichliformes; Cichlidae
Source: RefSeq, a predicted model, not a curated record
GGCGGCGAUGGUAACGUGUGGGCUUGAUUAUUAUGCAGCCAAAGAGCCUGGGUAAUAGAGCUAUCAGUGAGAGGCAGAAAGAGCUCUCGGCGCGGAUCGCUCAGUUUCCUUUUCUCUCUCUGCUCUCUUAUCCUCGGGCACAGCUCGGAGGUGGCAGGUGACCAGUCUGUCUGUCUGUCUGUCUGCUGAACCCCAGCGGCGGAUGUUCUUGGGCACCUUCUUCCCACCGCGGUGAGGCUGGACGGAUAAACUCACCAUGGCGCUGGAAGCGGAGGGGAACAAGCUGCAGCUGCAGGACGUGCUGGCGAGACCGGGCAACGACAAGUGCGCGGACUGCGGCAAUCCAGAACCAGACUGGGCGUCGCUGACUUUGGGUGUGUUUGUUUGCCAGGCCUGCUCGCUCCUUCACCGGAGCAUCCCACACAUCAGCCGGGUCAAGUCUGUCCAGGACACAUGGGAUGCCAGCGACGUGGAGUUAAUGGCUGCAAUGGGAAACAGUGCAGCCAAGGCCAAAUAUGAGCAGAAGGUUCCGGCUUUCUACUAUAGACCAACACACACUGACUGCAAACUGCUGAGAGAGCAGUGGAUCAGAGCCAAGUACGAAAGGAACGAGUUUGAAUUUAUCGAGAAGCAAGAGCCAUACUCUGCAGGGUACCGAGAGGGGUUUCUAUGGAAACGAGGAAGAGACAACGGUCAGUUUCUCAGCAGAAAGUUUGUCCUGUCAGAGAGGGAGGGAGCGCUGAAAUACUUCAACAAGCAGGAUGCCAGAGAUCCCAAGGCAAUAAUGAAAAUAGAAACCCUCAAUGCCACCUUCCAGCCUGCCAAGAUUGGCAACCCCUGCGGACUGCAGAUCACCUACCUGAAAGACAACAGCACAAGGAACAUCUUUGUUUACCACAGCGACGCCAAGGAGAUGGUCGACUGGUUCAAUGCUAUCAGAGCUGCCAGGUUCCACUACCUGCAGGUUGCCUUCCCGGGAGCGAGUGACGAAGAGCUGGUGCCCAAACUGACCCGAAGCUUUAUGAAGGAAGGCUUUAUGGAGAAAACGGGUCCAAAGCACACUGAGGGCUUCAAGAAGAGGUGGUUUACGAUGGAUGACAGGCGGCUCAUGUAUUUCAAAGACCCUCUGGAUGCCUACGCCCGCGGGGAGGUGUUCAUCGGCAGCAAAGAGAACAGCUACACUGUCCUGGCUGGCUUGCCUCCGUCCACACAGGGCUACCACUGGAACCACGGCAUCACCAUCGUCACGCCAGACAGGAAGUUCCUCUUUGCCUGUGAGACCGAGGCCGAGCAACAGGACUGGAUAGCCGCUUUCCAGAGGGUCAUAAAUCGACCAAUGAGGCCACAGGAGUACGCAGUGGAGGCCCAUUUCAAACACAAGCCUUGAAAUCUGCUGGAAACCAAGCGCUCAACUGGACCAGCCCGGUCUCAUUCAGAUCAGAGACGGCCCCAGCGUGCGACCACUGACCAUGGCUAGAAGAGGCGGGGUGGGUCUUACGGGUCACGUGGGGUUUUAGGGAUGGGCCGAGAUGGGAAAACACGAAGAAAGGAAAGAAAACACCGGCAGGACUCCAGUCUGUCUCGUGUAGGAAGCCUAAAACUCUAACGGGACUCGAGGCCCCUCAUGGGGUGCUCCAAGGCCAAAGGGUAGAUGAUGUCAUCACUCUUGCGCUUACCAACCUUGUGUUGUACAUUAUCACAUCAGAAACCCUUUCCUCUCCUCUCCUCAGCCAUGUGGACCCCUCCCCUUGCAACAAGCUCCUCCUCCCCCUUCCCAACCAGAAUUUUUUGUCUUGUGAAUGGUUCAUUCUGUCUGUAAUCUAAUGUAAUUAUGUAAUCUAGAGUCAUUUCACUGGUUGCUUAACAAAGACAAUGCAUUGUUAAUUUAUUGAAUGUACAGUUUUGAUGACAGUGGCUUAUUCUGUGUGCGUGCGACGUUUUUCAUUGAGGACACUGUGAGGUUGAACCUCCCGCACUAAAACCCUGGUAAACCUGAAAUCUGCAAAGUGCUGUUAACAACAAAUAUGCAUACGAAACACACAAACAUACACACAACAAUCUCUCAGUGAGCCCCUCUGCUGUUUCGGCAGCACGAGAUGGCAUAUCUGCAUCCAGGCAGGGUUACCUUUCAAACCUCAAUCUGACAGAUGUUCUCUUAUUUAUUUGUACUGUUGAACAUACUGAGUCAUCGUAGACGGUUAUCGCUGCUUUCCAGGAUUGUAAUGUGACAGGAUUGUAAUUUAUAUGACACUUCUACAGACAUUUCGUUUAAUCUUUGCAUCUUGUUUUAAAGACACAUGGUUGUGUUGAUCCUUAAAUCACAGUGAUAGUUUGUUUCAUUAUAAAAUCAAUACAAAUGAUCCUGAAAUGA